Messenger RNA from Papilio machaon (common yellow swallowtail), 516 nucleotides. RefSeq names its product pyruvate kinase 1. Gene Ontology annotation, biological process: glycolytic process. Gene Ontology annotation, molecular function: potassium ion binding; pyruvate kinase activity; magnesium ion binding. Bases 9 to 515 code for a protein of 168 amino acids. The transcript is spliced from 3 exons. The record is from RefSeq and is a predicted model, not a curated record. NCBI's taxonomy places the organism in Eukaryota, Metazoa, Arthropoda, Insecta, Lepidoptera, Papilionidae. Gene Ontology annotation, cellular component: cytoplasm.
UGGUCUCGAUGAAAAUUUUGGAUUCUAUUUGUAAAUCCGUAGAAUCUAUAGCUAUGGAAAAAGAUUUCUGGAGAGUUCUUGACGAGAUCAAAAUGCCUGCUAAUGCUGCGGAAGCGUGUUGCCUAGCGUGUGCUCUCGCGGCGAAGCAGACGGUGUCAAAGGUUAUCGUAGCACCGACGGUGACGGGCAGCACUGCGCGACAUCUCGCGCGCGUAGCUCCUGAAGUUGUUAUAUUGACGAUAAGCUCCAACCCAUUCACGGCAAGGAAACUGCAGCUGUACAGAGGGAUAAUACCUUUAAUUUAUACUGAUAAAGCAAGAUCAAAGUUUGAAGACGAAGUGAACACGCGCGUCGCGUACGCGGUAUCAUAUUGCGUUAAGCAUAACAUAUUAAAAUAUAAGCAAACUUACGUUCUGUUGAGACGAAGUACUAUCUACAGUGGUUUCCCUGACCAGAUCAGCGUGCGGACUGUCUCUUCAAAAUUUCAUAUGAGUGAUAUCACAGAUUCAAAAUAAG